AUGAAGAGUAAAAAGACAAAGUGUAAAAAGUUCUGUUGGGAGCAGUAAACUUGUCAUUGCUAAAAUUCAACGAAUUAAUUAUAUGUAUGUUUCAAUUAUUCCUUUUCCGUAUCUCUCUUCUUGAUGUAAUUUACGAGGGUUGUUAUUUUAAUUCUGUAUUGCCGGUAUGUAUACAAAGCCGGCUUUGUACUUCUGCGGCGUCGCACGACAGUCUGAGCGCGCGAAACACGCUGUUAUCUGUAUGCUCGUGUGGAAGGAAGGUUGUGACAAUAUUUUAAAACGCCGUAAAUGAGGGCUAUAUUUCUGCGCAGAAUUGAGCGGAGAUGGAUUUCGUACUGGAACGUGAUCAGGAAAGAAUUGUCCUUGAAUGUGGCAAAUCCUAUUCUUGUGGCAGAGGUCUUGAGAACACAAUUAUAUGCCGCAAUGUACAAGUAUCUCGUAAGCAUUGCAUUUUUCUCCGUACUGCAGAAAAGUUAUUUGUCACGGAUUUGAAGAGUUCAAAUGGAAUUUUCAUCAAUGGUAUAGUACAAGAAUCUUAUAAAAUGGUGCAAUUAUCUCCAAAUGAUAUUGUUGGAAUUGGCUGUCCAGAUAUCAGUCCAGAUGACGAUAAAUCAUUUGUAUAUAAAGUUUGCGUUACAAAGACAUCUGAUCUGGUUGAAGUAGCGGACACUAGUGAUUUGUCAUCAACAGUUGCAAUUGGUGAUACACCGACAUCUCAGAAACAAUCAAAUUCCUAUCAAGAUUAUGUGUCCGGGGAAAAACGUAAGAUUUCUCCAAACAACUGUAAUUUGACAAUGCCAUGUAAAGUACCAAAAUACACAAAUAAUAAUUGUGUUGAUCUUCCAGAAGAAAUUAAUUCUUGUAGUUUUGGUGGUCCCAGUACUAAUACAAACAUUUCAAACAAUGAAGACAUCUGUAAUAUAAGUAAAGAAAUUGCAUCUGAAAUUGCAGUAUGUAUAAAGCAAGAAAAUGACGUUGAAAUAAUUGACGCAAUAUUCCCCGAAAAAAAAGAAUGGAACCUUGAAGAUAAGAUUUUUAAAUAUGAAACAUACUUAAAAAGGAAGAUCAAGUCAGAACGCCAAACUGACGAGAUGGAUAUUGAUAAAGACGAUAAAAGUAACAGUAAGAAUGGCAAGUCUGUUAACAAUAUACGUGCCAUAAGAAAAAACACCAAUAACUUUGGCAGAAUAAAUAGCACAUUACAUUCGAAGGAAUCAAGAUUUGUGCAUUAUGAUGACAAAUCAAUCAAGUAUGAAGAUGACUUGCAACUAACGGAUGAGGAUGAAGAAGCACUUUUAGCAGCUUCCAAAACUAAAGCGACAGAUAAGACGACACCGAUGAAAUUGAAGAAAAUUAAACAUGAAUCGAAAACCCGAUUCUCGGAAGUCGAUGUUGUCGAUCUCAGUGACAGCGAGGACGGGGUAUUCCCGUACUCCCAACUUUUCGAUAUUAAAUUCGAAGACAAUGUGAAGCAGGACGUGGAAAUUAAACAAGAGUGUGUCGGUACCGACACCGAGAAAGUUCAUCCGUUGGACAUAGUUGACAAUGUCAUCGUAUUGACGGACAGCGAGGAUGACGAUAAUCCAUGGUUACAUCGAUUAUCCAGAAGUCAACUGAUCAAUGAAGACAAAAAGCCCGAUGUAGUCAGUUCGAUUGUAAAGGAAGAGAUAGAUUUGGGGAUUUGGCAAGAAGAUGAUAUCGCCAAAAUAAUGGUCCGAAGCCCGAUACCGGGUACCUCUAAAGACUUCCAAGACUUUAGUGGGGUGGCUGGUGCACGGUUAACUGAUGCCCCCGAAGAUUCUGCCUGUGAAGAAACAUCUUUUGAGUGUCGUACAAGUACAGAGAAGAAGAUUAAACGCGAAGACUUCAGUAAUAUUAAGACAGGAACGGACCCGAUGGAUAUAGAUGACGUUGAUGUGUUCAACGAGCUUAGUUCGGAGAAUACGGAUCAUUCAGCCGGACAAAAGGCGGGUGAAAGACACAACGCAGAACUCUACAAACAAGCGGAAACAUCUAGCAGCACGUCGUCUCCGGUCUCCGGUGCAAAAUCUAGAUCGAAGUUUGCCGCAGCGAGGAGAAGAGUUAUUUCAUUGAUAGAGGCGCCACAUCUACCUCCAAAACGAGGCCGAGGCAAGAGCAGUGAUCGUAAGGAUUCCAGCAGAGACCGUAACAAGACGUCGAAAACAUCCGAGGACAAGUCGCCGUCUGGUUCGACAAUAGAAGAAAGUAGAAUGCAGCAAUUAAAGGAAAAACUCGACGAUCACUUUUACAGCAAGGAACAGAAGCAAAACAAAGGAUCGUCCAAAGAGUCGUCGGAUCAUACUGUAUCGAGCAUAGCGAACCGGCCAUCCAUUUCUAAACAGGAGAAGAAAAUCAUAAUGGAGGAGAGAAAAGCGAAGCUGAAGAGGAUCGCCGAGGAGGAGAAAUUGGCCGCCGACGGUAACAAGAAUAUUAAACGCGGCACCGCUAAACCGAGGGUCAAGGUGUCGCUGAAGAAUCGGGGUGAUUUCCUGUGCGAGGAACGAGAGAUGCGUGCAUCCAAAUCGUCUUCGAGCAAAUUCGCGGAGAGAGCGAAGUCGAUCGUCUGCAAGAACGCGGUGAAUAACAUGGCCGCAACGCUGGAACAGUCGUUAAACCUGAACAAUAUGUUGGACAUAGAUGAGUUGCCCGAAAAGCAUGACGACACGGCGGAUUCGAGCGUGAUCGGGAAAAAGAAGAAACACAACAAUAGCAGAGUGAAAGGGAACAAAGUGGCCGAGAAUAUAAACGGUGGUGAAACGGCGGUGUCUAAAUCACCCGAAAAAUCCAGGGGAUGUGCUUCCAUUUUGCGGCAGGAGAAGAGACUUACGAAAACUAAGAAGAAGAAGGGCGUGACGUUCUCCCCGAAGGUGGACGUAAAAGAAUACGAAAUUGAAUCGAAGAACACGCUGAAGAAAUUGGUCGGGAAAGACGCGCCGAUACCUGUGGAAAAAUUAGUCAAAGCGGAGAAAACCACUCCGGAGUGGUACCCGAAGCUAGAAGAGUACCUGUUGCGCAUCUUCAUGUGGAACCCGGUGUGGCUUGAGGAACAACGCUACCUGAACAGUGAGCCACCGGUGGUGCGGGACGAAGAACUGCAACCUAUGAAGAUACAUUACGAAUCUUUUCGACAUUAUUACAACGUGGCGUUGCCUCUCCUGUUACUCGAGACGUGGCACAAGAUAUACAAGGAUUUCGAGAUAUUCGAGAAGAACGUGCAACAGCCGACCAUGAUGUGCUCCAUCGUCAAGAAUAGUAUUACACGUACUCCGAUCCCGACGACCAAUCACUUCCUGACAACUCUCAUGCUCGAGGUGUUGGUCACAAAACAGGACGAAGCGAGGAAUAUAUACCCGCAGUUCGGCGAUUUAGUGUCUUUCGAGUACGUUCAGUACAUGAACGGCAGGCAGAUCUUUCACAAAGUGUUCGCUUACAUCACUCAAAUUUAUCGAACGACCAUCACGGACUUCACGCGUUACAACAAGGAAUUGGAGAAUUACGUGAAGAAUCCACACACAUUGAUAUCGUACACCGUGCAAACGCGACCUAUCGAGCACGAUAUCCUCCUGACUAGAUUGAAUAGAAUGCGCGCGGUGAGGUACCUAAGGCCGGAAAUGAGAAUGGUGCAAGCGGUGCAUUACCUACCUCAGUCGCCUCUCUUGAAGCUGAUCUUGAAUCCGAAGUUCGAGGACUGCAGUCUGCCGCCGAUGAAUCCGUCGUUCACCUGUAAUUCGCUCGUUACGAAGGACAAUCUGAAUCCGAAGCAGCUGGAAGCUGUAUUCAGGGUGACGGAGACUGUGACGAAAAAGGAGCCGAAGCUCUGCUUGAUUCAAGGCCCACCAGGCACAGGUAAGUCCAAAGUGAUCGUGAACCUGGUGACGCAAAUAUUGUACGGCGAGCGCGAGCCUAGGAACGACGCGAAAGUCGGCAAGCACAAGAUCGAUAAAGCCCAAGAAAAGUCGAAAACCAAAAUUCUGCUGUGCGCACCGUCUAAUGCCGCCCUUGACGAAGUCGUGUUGAGGCUUAUAGCCAUCAGACCGAGCUUGAAACAAAAAUACAGUUAUGGCUUUAAUUUGGUACGCAUCGGCCGGCAGGAACACAUACAUCGAGAUGUGAAAUGUGUCUCCUCGUCGGAACUGGCGAGACGAUUUUUACAAAGACUCUCGGAAAACGCGUGCUGCUAUUCGAGCAACAGUACGACCAACGUUCGAAUGGAGCUGAUGACACUGAAGACGAAGAUAGAUUCGUUAAAAAAUGAACUCACUUUGAAUCUGACGGAGGCGAAGAGAAGGGAAUGCAAGAGAGCAUUAUCUGACGCGGCCGCGAGAUAUGAACUGUUGCAGACCGGCAGGUUGUUCCACGAUGUCAAUGUGAGGGACCGCGAAAGGUAUCAACGCUACAACGAGGAAGUUAUCAUCGCGGGCGCCGACAUAAUCGCUUGCACGCUAGCGUCCUGUUACACCAAUCAGAUGGAAUCGAUCUUCGGCCCUAACCGGGAGAGGCUCUCCUUCUGCAUCGUUGACGAAGCGACUCAGAGUUGCGAAGCGGAGACUCUGAUACCGUUAAUGUUAGGGAUAGACACUCUGGUCCUGGUGGGUGACCCGAAUCAGCUACCAGCGACUGUGCUGAGCCAGCGUGCGAAAAAGCUAGGCCUGGAUCAGUCGGUGUUCUCGCGGAUGGAACAUGCUUUUGCCUUGCAAGAGAACAAUCCUAUAAUAACGCUCGACACGCAAUAUCGGAUGCAGUACUUCAUCUCGUACUGGCCGAAUAAAUAUUUCUACGACAACAAGUUGAAAAACUCCGUCGAGAACAGACUGGCGUUCCCGUUUCAUUCGUACAGAGUGCUGAAUCACAAUUCUGCGCAGAAUAAUGACAAGUUCUCCAACACCAAUGAGGCGGAAUUCGUGUCAAAUAUGAUCUAUACCAUGCUGAGAUACGCCAAGUGGGAAAAUACAAACGAUCCGAUCUCCCUCGGUGUUCUUACGCCGUACAACAAUCAGAGAUCCGUUAUGACGGAUAAGAUUAAUGAGAAGAUAUCUAACUUGCCGGACUUUACAAAGAGAAAGAUCACCUACGAAGUUAAUACGGUCGAUGGUUUUCAGGGUCAGGAGCGAGAUAUUGUAAUUAUAUCUUGCGUGCGAAGCCACGGCAUUGGUUUUCUAUCCGACAAACACAGACUUUGUGUGGCCCUCACGAGAGCUAAGCAUAGUUUGAUACUGUGCGGAAAUUUUAAUACGUUUAUGAGAGAUCCAAUGUGGAACUCAUUGCUCUCUGAUGCAAGAUCUCGUGGAGUUUUAUGUGAUGUUAACGCCAAUGCGCCACCUGUCGUAAUCAAACAAUUCGUCGUUAAAUAAAGGACUUUUAUUUGUUGUAAAGGACUUUGUCGUUAUAAAGGACUUUUAUUGUUUUUUUUUUUUCUAUUAUUGCGGUGUUAUUGAGGAAAAUAAAAGAAAACUUAUUUGUGUUCAAAAACGCUGUAGUCGUUGAAAAAAAUGAUCGCGUCUUUCCAUAUAUCAUUUUUGUAUAUAUUGUAAAUACUAAGUACUUAUUACUAAGUACUUAUUACUAAGUAUUUACAAGAUAUACAAAACUGAUGUAUGGAAAAACGUGAUUUUUUUUCAACCAUUACAGUAAUAGCGAUUUUGAACACAAAUAAGUCUUUUAUCUUCUACAAUAACUCCGCAAUAAUAGAAAAAAGAUUUAGUUAGAGGUCACAGUAUCCUAACAGGAGUAAAAAUUAAAUAAAAUUUGUAGAGUUGUAGAAAGUUGUAAAUUAAUAGGCGUAUGAAUUUUUUGUUAUGUAUAUCUAUUAAAUGCAUUUUUAACAAUAUCUUGAUAUAAACAGAUGAAAUUUUAUGAUGAAUAUAACAUCACUGUGUUCAUUUCAUUUCUGUUCAGCAAAAGUUUACGCAUCUCGGUAACUAUCUUAGUCUCAACGGAAGUGAUACGUCUGAAAUCAGUAUCAAUAUAUUUUUUUAUUCAUCAGAGUUAUAAUUAUUGAUUUACGGAGGCUUCCUGCAAAUUUUAAAAUCAUUUAAUUAUUUUACAAUACAAUGCAUUUUUCAGUGAAAAGAUUAAAUUUGAUUGCUUACUACUCCCAUUUCGGGAAAUAGUUCAGGAUGUUCUGAAAUCAGUGUCAAUACAUUUUUUAUUCAUUAGGUUUAUCAGCUUAGCGGAAUAGAUUUAAAAAAACAAUAAUAUUUCCCAAAAUAGGAGCUAUAAAUAAUUAAAUUUAAUCCCUUCACUGCAAAAAAUUCGUGCUUGUAAAAUAAAUAAUUAAAUAAUGAUUUUGAAAUUUACAGGAAGCCUCCGUCAUCAAUUAAUAACUG
Messenger RNA from Dinoponera quadriceps, 6347 nucleotides. RefSeq lists its product as uncharacterized. The coding region runs from base 324 to 5372 and encodes 1682 amino acids. The transcript has 7 exons. Gene Ontology annotation, cellular component: nuclear body. Gene Ontology annotation, molecular function: protein binding; transcription termination site sequence-specific DNA binding; helicase activity. The record is from RefSeq and is a predicted model, not a curated record. NCBI's taxonomy places the organism in Eukaryota, Metazoa, Arthropoda, Insecta, Hymenoptera, Formicidae. Gene Ontology annotation, biological process: termination of RNA polymerase II transcription.